Aspergillus brunneoviolaceus CBS 621.78 is the source of this 1163-nucleotide messenger RNA. Its product is annotated as dynactin subunit 5. The coding region runs from base 495 to 1163 and encodes 222 amino acids. The record is from RefSeq and is a predicted model, not a curated record. The transcript is spliced from 2 exons. NCBI's taxonomy places the organism in Eukaryota, Fungi, Ascomycota, Eurotiomycetes, Eurotiales, Aspergillaceae.
CUCCGUACUGUGCCUGCAAUGGGAAGCGAGCUUCAUGUUGAUAAGCUGCGAUAAGCAUACUAGCUCUGUUGGGUACGCCGUCCGGGUCGGUUUUACAUAGUAGCUCCGCGAUUCCCAAUUGUCCAAAGUGCUAUGAAUGACCAUCUCCCGAUUGAAUAAAUGGGGCUUUAUUGUGCGGAGCAGAGAAGCACCAAGUAGACCCGGACAUCCGCGUAGAGAGAUUCCACGAUCAAUCUAGCCACAUUCGCAACUGUGCAGUACCAGGAGAGAGCAUCACCACACGCUCACCGCUUUGUACGGCGCCUUUCCAUGAUGGUCACCGCCCGCGCCCAACUGCCGCGGCAUGCGUCGCAGUCGCAAGUCGCAUCCACCCUCCAUCCAGCUUCUACUUCUUGAACUCAUACUCGGAGUACUGUACACCAGCCCCACACUCAAUCUCAACAGCUACCCCAUCUCCAAUCUCAAAGACAAUCCUCCCAAGCAACCCCGAAAAAAUGCCUCCCAAAGCGCCAAAAGGCGAAUACAUUGAAACCGACACGGGCAACAAAAUCUCACGCCGCAGCCUCAUCCACGGCACGCAGCACAUCAUCCUGGGCGGCAAGACCGUCAUCCAAUCCGACGCCGUCAUCCGGGGGGACCUCUACCGCUCCUCCAGCACCAGCACCAGCUCCCAUUCCCAUUCCCAGUCCAGCUCGCACGCCAGCUCCCACAAGCCCACCCCCUCAACCUCCUCAGCCUCCGGCGCCGCUUCCCAGCAACAACAACAAACGCCAUCCGUAGCCAUCACGAUCGGCCGCUACAGCUACAUCUCGCGGCAGGCGAUCCUGCGGCCGCCGUCGCGGCUGCACCGGGGCGUGUACGCGUUCUACCCGCUCAAGAUCGGCGACCACGUGUUCGUGGGCGAGCGCGCGGUCGUCGAGGCCGCCAGCGUGGGCAACCACGUGCACAUCGGCCGGGAUGCCGUGGUGGGCAGUAUGGCGAUCUUGAAGGAUUUCGCGUAUGUGCUGGAUGGGGCGGUCGUGGCGCCGGGGAUGGUUGUGCCCAGUUGGUGUGUGGUGGGUGGGGCGCCGGCGAGGAUUGUCGGGGAGGUCGGGGAGGGGUAUGGGGUUGAGGGGGCGGAGGGGGGCAUGGCGAGGGAGAGGUAUCGGGUUGUUGGGAGGUGA